Molecule: messenger RNA, 2899 nt
Organism: Gopherus flavomarginatus (Mexican gopher tortoise)
Lineage: Eukaryota; Metazoa; Chordata; Testudines; Testudinidae
Gene: SPON1
Product: spondin 1
Exons: 13
Coding region: 305-2209 (634 amino acids)
Biological process (GO): cell adhesion
Cellular component (GO): extracellular matrix
Source: RefSeq, a predicted model, not a curated record
CAAGCUCUGAAACAAAACAGCACUUCACUUCGGGAUCUGGGCAAGAUCAGAGCUCGCUGCUCGCUCCCUCUCCCUCCCUCCCUCUCUCCCUCCCUCGGAUCUCGCAGCUUUCAGCCUCUCUCUCUUUCUCCCCAUGCUGGGGAGAACUAGCAGGGUAAAACUGACAGAGGCUGCGGCUUUGUCAGAGGCUUGCUUGUUUUCUCCAGAGACAAGGGGGUGGGGGGGUAUUUCCUAGCCAUCCUUUCCAACCUGUUCAUGUUGUGAUCCGCCGCAGCACCACAAAAAGUUGUUGGGAGCACCUAGGAUGGGACUUCAUUUACAACCCUUCGUUUUGCACUUUCUGGCUUUGACUUUUCCCUUAGUGGCGCUGGGUUUCUUUGAUGAAACCUUAGAGAAAGCCACGAAAUCAGAAGGCUAUUGCAGCCGGAUUCUGCGAGCCCAAGGCACCAGAAGAGAGGGAUAUAAUGAAUUUAGCCUGAGAGUUGAAGGCGAUCCUGAAUUUUACAAGCCUGGAAACAAUUACAGGGUAACCCUUUCUGCUGCCACUCCAGCCUACUUCCGUGGAUUCACACUAAUUGCUCUGAAGGAGGGCAAAGAGGGAGACAAAGAAGAAGAUCAUGCAGGAACCUUUCAGAUUAUAGAUGAAGAAGAAACACAAUUCAUGAGUAAUUGUCCUGUUGCUGUUACCGAGAGCACGCCAAGAAGACGGACACGCAUUCAUGUUUUCUGGACAGCGCCUCCUGUUGGUACAGGCUGUGUAAUUCUGAAGGCCAGUAUUGUGCAGAAGCGAAUUAUUUAUUUUCAAGAUGAGGGCUCUCUUACCAAGAAACUAUGUGAACAAGACUCAACCUUUGAGGGGGUGACUGAUAAACCAAUCUUAGACUGUUGUGCCUGUGGAACUGCUAAAUACAGGCUAACUUUUUACGGAAACUGGUCAGAGAAGACGCAUCCAAAAGAUUAUCCACGACGAGCUAAUCAUUGGUCAGCAAUCAUUGGUGGUUCUCACUCCAAGAACUAUGUCCUUUGGGAAUAUGGAGGAUAUGCCAGUGAAGGUGUUAAACAAGUUGCAGAGUUGGGGUCUCCAGUAAAAAUGGAAGAAGAAAUUCGACAACAGAGCGAUGAGGUUUUAACUGUCAUCAAGGCGAAAGCACAGUGGCCUGCCUGGCAACCGCUAAACGUGAGAGCUGCUCCCUCUGCUGAAUUUUCCGUGGACAGGACUCGUCACCUGAUGUCUUUCCUUACCAUGCUAGGCCCUAGUCCUGACUGGAAUGUAGGCCUGUCAGCUGAAGAUCUUUGUACUAAGGAUUGUGGCUGGGUUCAGAAAGUCAUUCAGGAUCUGAUACCAUGGGAUGCUGGUACUGACAGUGGGGUUACCUAUGAGUCACCCAACAAGCCUACAAUUCCUCAAGAGAAGAUAAGACCACUAACGAGCCUUGAUCACCCUCAAAGUCCCUUUUAUGAUCCAGAAGGAGGAUCUAUAGCAGUGGUGGCCAGGGUUGUCAUUGAGAGAAUUGCACGAAAGGGAGAACAAUGCAAUAUCAUCCCUGAUAAUGUAGAUGACAUUGUAGCAGAUCUUGUUCCAGAGGAGAAAGAAGAAGAUGACACCCCUGAGACUUGCAUUUACUCAAACUGGUCCCCAUGGUCAGCCUGCAGCUCCUCCACUUGUGAUAAGGGCAAGAGGAUGAGGCAGAGAAUGCUUAAAGCCCAGCUGGACCUCAGUGUGCCUUGUCCCGAUACCCAGGAUUUUCAGCCAUGUAUGGGCCCAGGCUGUAGUGAUGAAGCCAUUGACUGUGAAUUAACCGAGUGGUCCAAGUGGUCUGAAUGCAAUAAAUCCUGUGGAAAAGGUCAUAUAAUCAGGACAAGAAUGAUUAAAAUGGAACCACAGUUUGGAGGAGCUCCAUGCCCAGAAACUGUCCAACGUAAAAAAUGUCGAAUAAGAAAAUGUUUGAGAGGUCCAGGUCUAGAGAAAAGGCGCUGGAAAGAAGCCCGUGAGAAAAGGAGAAGUGAACAUACCAAGGAAGAUGUAGAUGGUGAACUGUAUCCAGGUUGUAAGAUGAGACCAUGGACUGCUUGGUCAGAAUGUACCAAACUGUGUGGCGGUGGAAUUCAGGAACGCUUCAUGACAGUAAAGAAGAGGUUCAAAAGCACUCAGUUUACCAGCUGCAAAGACAAGAAAGAGAUAAGAGCAUGUAAUGUUCACCCUUGUUAGCAAAACCCAGGGCUGCAAAGUGAUGGAGUCUGAGCUAAAUGGAAAGUCAACCAUGGUUUGAUUUUUUUUUUUUUAAAAAAAUAUAUAUAUAAAUGGUGUAUAUUAGUCUUCAUUUUUGCAGUGUGGGUUGCUUAUUAGUCUUGCUGGUGCAAGAAAUAUAUUUUAUAAAUAUUUCCUCACAAAUGUAUGCUGAGAGUGGCUCCUUGAUACUCCAGCUAGCCCUUAAUGCAUAAAACUAGUAAGUCAUUGUGAGUCAUUUAACUCUGAAAUAAAAACAUCUCUGUGGAUGUGCAAUAGCCAUAUAGAAAUAUUCCCUGUACAGACAUGGGGUGCAUGCAUAUUAACGUAACUAAGUUAAAGUGACAUGUUUCACGCGUGGAAGGAAUUGUCUCAUUUGAUUUGAUUUCAAAAUAUCCAAAGCAGUGCCUAUGUGAUUACACAACUGUGCCAAGGAAUAAUUUCAGUAAUAAUGGUUCAAUAAUAUUAAAGGUGCAGAUUUAUCUCUUCCCACCAUGAGGGUUAAACUGGUAUUGGAUAAUUACUAUCUUACAUAUUUUUCUUCAUGAGGAUCCCCUUACUUCUUUAAACAACUCAAAUACAUAGGCAUCAGUCUAGAUAGCUCAGUAACAGAGUCCGCUCAAUGAGCAGUGGUGAUUAAAAAAAACAAACAAACGACACACACAGGAAAAA